AUGCCUGCCAAUGCCCCCCACGACCUUCUCACCACACACUCAUUACAUGUCAUGUUCUCAAAAGCUAAAGAAGCAGAUGUAAACACAUCCAUGCUGGAUUCCGAAAAACUCACAGCCCUAAGAUUGGCCGAGGAUCUGAACAGUUUUUUCCUCACUGGUGACCCAGGAACCGGCAAGACCUUCACCCUCCUAAGGAUCAUUGAGGUUCUAUUGACACUCCUUAAACUGUCCCAGUUAGGGAUCACAGCAAGCACUGGAGCUGCUGCAAAUAGGCUCCAGGUCAUGAGCACUACUGGCCAAGCAACAAAGGCCAAUCCCAGCAUCCUACCUACUUCAUCUGGAGACUGUCCGCCUGUAUUUCAAGCUACGAUAUACUCCGCCUUGGACCUGGCCCAAUCCACAGACAAAAAACGACUCUUAUUGUCAGCGCCUGUCGGCUCAAUCGUCCAGCUCAAAGUUGGAGCGUGCAUCAUCCUACACAAGAACAUAGGCAAAGGUCUCUUCAAUGGCAGUAUGGGCAUCAUCUUAGAUUUCUAUUCCUCACACCAUGUUUUACCACCAGACAAGAGGGCCAAGAAGCCACAAACCUUGCGUUCUAUUCACAAUAUUAAAGUUGACGACAAUGGCCUCCCAAUCCAUGCACCACCAGGUCCAGUUUGCACACUCAGAGGCUGUGAACAAAUGCUUUUCCUCCUGGUCAAGUUUGAAAUCGGCUCAAUGCACAAGCAUGUUCUCGUUCUUGACGAGGAGUUUGUGUUUCAAUCAGUCAAAGGCAAUAAAGAAUAUAUGGCCACACACUUUCAGGUCUAA
Suillus discolor is the source of this 810-nucleotide messenger RNA. RefSeq lists its product as uncharacterized. The record is from RefSeq and is a predicted model, not a curated record. The transcript is spliced from 4 exons. Bases 1 to 810 code for a protein of 269 amino acids. Lineage: Eukaryota; Fungi; Basidiomycota; Agaricomycetes; Boletales; Suillaceae.